Molecule: messenger RNA, 1526 nt
Organism: Diceros bicornis minor
Lineage: Eukaryota; Metazoa; Chordata; Mammalia; Perissodactyla; Rhinocerotidae
Gene: STMN4
Product: stathmin 4
Exons: 7
Coding region: 330-980 (216 amino acids)
Biological process (GO): neuron projection development; regulation of microtubule polymerization or depolymerization; microtubule depolymerization
Cellular component (GO): cytoplasm; neuron projection
Molecular function (GO): tubulin binding
Source: RefSeq, a predicted model, not a curated record
GCAUGGAAAGCAGGCUAUUUGUCUGAUAUCAUCUUCCACUCCCUGGCCUGCUAAGAGUUACUCACUCAGGCAAUCCCUGCUCCACCAGAGGAGAUUGUCCAAUUGCCAAGCAACCCACUGUUGGCCAAUCACGGCGCUCGGAGGUGAUGUCAUGGUGAGAGCCCAGCAGUGGUGCUGAUGAGAGAGAAGCCCAGGGUACCACUAAUUGAAGGAGUGAGGAAGCGAGCAGCUCGCUUCUAACUGGACUGCAGAUUUGUGACAGUGUCCUGUGCUGUGACAGACCUACUCUGUGACUUUUAGUUGGAUUCAUCUCUCACAUUCCAGAAAACAUGACCCUUGCUGCCUACAAAGAGAAGAUGAAGGAGCUCCCACUCGUGUCCUUGUUCUGCUCCUGUUUCCUGGCCGACCCCCUGAAUAAGUCAUCUUAUAAAUAUGAAGGCUGGUGUGGGAGACAGUGUAGGAGAAAAGAUCAAAGCCAGCGGAAAGACAGUGCUGACUGGAGAGAAAGAAGAGAGCAGGCAGACACGGUGGACCUGAACUGGUGUGUAAUUUCCGACAUGGAAGUCAUUGAGCUGAACAAAUGCACCUCGGGCCAGUCUUUUGAAGUCAUCCUGAAGCCGCCCUCCUUUGAUGGGGUGCCCGAGUUCAAUGCCUCCCUACCCAGGCGGCGAGACCCAUCACUGGAAGAGAUCCAGAAGAAACUAGAAGCAGCUGAGGAGCGAAGGAAGUAUCAGGAAGCUGAGCUCCUGAAGCACCUGGCGGAGAAACGAGAACACGAGCGGGAGGUGAUCCAAAAAGCCAUUGAGGAAAACAACAAUUUCAUCAAGAUGGCUAAGGAAAAACUGGCCCAGAAGAUGGAAUCCAAUAAGGAGAACCGGGAGGCCCACCUUGCUGCCAUGUUGGAACGGCUGCAAGAGAAGGACAAGCACGCGGAGGAGGUGCGGAAAAACAAGGAGCUGAAGGAAGAGGCCUCGAGGUAAAGCCCAGAGGCCAAAGAAGUUUCCAGAACAGCCGGACAGCUCCAGCAGCUCCGCAGUUCCCGAGGCAGCCUCGUCCGCCGCGGCUGCUCUCCCAGCACUGGGGUUUGGGGGGAGGGGGGUGGCCAGGGGCGUUUCCUCUGCUUUUGGUGUUUGUACAUGUAAAGAAUUGACCAGCAAAGCCAUCCUAUUUGUUUCUGGGGAACAAUGAUGAGGUGGGAGAGGGGAGAGAAGGAGAGAGGUUGGGAAGGGGAGAUGGAGAAGGACUCAUGGACAUUGCAACCCAGCCCACCGCAGACUCAGGGCGUCUUCGGCUUUUCUUCACAGUGAGCGUCCAGGCCCCAUGUUGAGGGAAGGUGAAAACGGGGCAGUAGAAUUCCAGUGAAGGGCAGAGGCCUGGGGGGCGGUGGCUGCAGGGCGUGGCAGGAGAAGCCCAGGACGGGGUGGGGCCUGGAGGUGCUGCUUCCGCCCCAUGCCAGGCGGGAGGAGGUCCCGGUGUGUGUGUGUUAACCAUCAUCUUUUGAUCAUCAUGACCAAUGAAACAUUUAC